AUGAACCCGGAAGGGGAAGUUGCCGGCGCGUCGACCCGCUCGUUCGCGGCAAACAUCAAACGAGCACUGGUCGACAUGGUCCGGCGUGAAGAUGAAUGCCACCCCCUACCGAAUGUCGACCUGUGCGAGAAGCCCGCGAUCUCAUCUACAAAAGUUACAUGGAUUAUCGUCGGCGUUUGCGUCGGGUGCUUAGUCCUCGGCACAUUCUCAGUCCUCAUCUUCCUCCAUUUCAGGCGCAAGAAGCGGGACAAGCAGGAGGAUAUGGAUGACAGAUUCGAGAGGUCGGAUUACGGCCUGGACGAAAUACCUGCGUCAAGGAAACCGCGGCCAGUCGACGACAUGAACUCGCACGACCGGUCGCCACAGGGCUAUGGGAGACGGUCGCGCGAUCCCCUGCAGGUUGGCACCGAGCCCAAGUAUCAGCCCGGACAGUUAAACGACCAUCUGAAUCCAUUCGACGACGCCUCAUCGUUCAGGUCCGGCAAAGGGUCGCCGAAGCCUCCUAGCGCCAACCCUGCGUGA
Messenger RNA from Parathielavia appendiculata, 522 nucleotides. RefSeq lists its product as uncharacterized. The transcript has 3 exons. The coding region runs from base 1 to 522 and encodes 173 amino acids. The record is from RefSeq and is a predicted model, not a curated record. Lineage: Eukaryota; Fungi; Ascomycota; Sordariomycetes; Sordariales; Chaetomiaceae.